This is a messenger RNA of Diachasma alloeum, 1227 nucleotides long. RefSeq lists its product as uncharacterized. Gene Ontology annotation, molecular function: nucleic acid binding. Lineage: Eukaryota; Metazoa; Arthropoda; Insecta; Hymenoptera; Braconidae. The transcript has 4 exons. The record is from RefSeq and is a predicted model, not a curated record. The coding region runs from base 1 to 1227 and encodes 408 amino acids.
AUGCUUAAGUGCUUCAACAUCUCCAACAUCUACAACAUCUCCAACAUCUCCAACGUCUUCAACAUCUCCAACAUCCCCAACAUCCCCAACAUCUCCAACAUCUCCAACGUCUCCAACAUCUCCAACAUCUCCAACAUCUUCAUCAAACCCAAGGCACGACGAGCACUUCCACCUCACCGCCGUGCUGAAGUCAAGGUUACUCAUCGCUACCUCACUGUUCCUGAGAUGGAGACAGCCUCCAAGCUCAUUCUUCUCUUGACUCAGCAAGCUGUAUUCUCUGAAGAAUUUCAACGUCUGGAAAAUGGUGAAUGUGUCACCAAACGAAGCAAACUCCACACUCUCAACCCUUUCAUCGAUGAUGACGGCUUAAUUCGAGUUGGAGGCCGACUGGAAAAGGCCAAGUCUAUCAGCUUCGACGAAAGACAUCCAAUCGUUCUAUCCCCGUUUCAUCACAUCACUCGUCUGAUUAUCGAAUCAACUCAUCUGGACAAUCUUCACACUGGAACAUUCAAACUACCUGCAGUCAAUUAUCUCAUGGGAAAUCUACCAGCUCAACGUGUGACUUUAGCAAAACCCUUUGAGCAUACUGGAGUGGAUUAUUGUGGGUCUCUCUUUAUAAAAGAGAAGAAAUUUCGAAAUCGUAGCAAGGUCAAGGUGUGGAUUGCCAUCUUCGUCUGUUUUACAACAAAGGCAGUCCAUAUCGAGGUGGUAGAUGAUCUGAGCACAGAUGAAUUUCUGGCAGCCUUCAGCCGAUUCAUCUCAAGGCAUCCCUCAUGUAAUUCCAUGUAUUCGGACAAUGGUACAAACUUCGUCGGUGCCAAGAACGAACUCAAGGAACUCUACGCCCUGGUAGAAGCAGAAGAGCACAAGGAAAGGGUUCAGCGUCAUCUGAACACCUUGUGCAUCAAAAUAGAAGGUAUCCUGAACUCUCAACCACUGACUCCACUGUCCUCAGAUCCUAACGACCUGACUGCUCUCACUCCGGCUCACUUUCUACAUGGAAGCUCCACCAGAGACCUCCCAGCUCCAGAAUUUCUUCAUACGCCAAGCAAUCGUUUGUCAUACUGGGAACACAUUGAGAAACUCAAGCAAGAGUUCUGGUCCAGAUGGCAAAAUGAAUACUUGAACGAACUCCAGAUUCGCCACAAGUGGAACGAUGGCAAUCACCAAAUUGAGGAAGGUUCUCUGGUCCUACUCCGAGAUGACAAUGCUCCUCCAUCACAAUAG